Peniophora sp. CBMAI 1063 is the source of this 696-nucleotide messenger RNA. The record is from the annotation of a GenBank genome assembly. Lineage: Eukaryota; Fungi; Basidiomycota; Agaricomycetes; Russulales; Peniophoraceae.
AUGUCCCGACAGAUCACCUUCUACACCUCCAGGAUCUGCCCUUGGGCUCAGCGAGUGGCGAUCGCAUUCGCGGAAGCCGGCGUGGAGCCCAAAGAAUACCGCGUAGACCUUGCGAACAAGCCCAGCUGGUAUCACGAGGUCAACCCGGCGCUCAAGGUACCGGCGGUUACCUAUGGUGGACCGGACGUCCCUGCCGACAAGCCCUCUCCUGAGAGCGUCAAGAUCGCAGAGUCUGGUGUUCUGAUCGAGUUCCUCGCCGACCUCUACCCCGGUCUCUUACCUACCGAUCCAGUCGAGCGUGCCAAAGCGCGCUUCUUCAUCGAGACCGCCAGCAGCAAGUUCCACCCCGGCUUCGGGGCGCUCUUCAUGCGCGGAGAGGGUCCCGAUGCAUUGUUCGCCGGCCUUGAAGCCGUCCAGUCUUUGCUUCCCGAGGAGGGCUUUGCGAUCGGGCAAUGGUCUAUCGCGGACGCAGCCAUCCAGCCGUUCCUCGGUCGCCUCGAGCUCCUUCUGCGCAACGACGUGGGCAAGUUCGCUGAGGGAGAGGGACCCAAGAUCUACAAGGAGAUCUUCGAGAAUGAGAAGUUCGCGCGGGUGGCCAAGUAUAUCAAGGAGUUCCUGGCUCGCGACUCAUGGAAGGUUACUUGGGACGAGGAAUCCGUUCUGGAGCUUCAGCGCCGUCGCUUUGGCCGUUCUUAA